Messenger RNA from Puntigrus tetrazona (Sumatra barb), 1827 nucleotides. RefSeq names its product sushi, nidogen and EGF-like domain-containing protein 1. The transcript is spliced from 10 exons. The coding region runs from base 420 to 1385 and encodes 321 amino acids. The record is from RefSeq and is a predicted model, not a curated record. Lineage: Eukaryota; Metazoa; Chordata; Actinopteri; Cypriniformes; Cyprinidae. Gene Ontology annotation, biological process: cell-matrix adhesion.
UAGUUUAAAGUUUAUUUGCAGUCCUGGUUCUUAUCAAUUUUAUUGAAACGUAAGAAUGAACAACAUGCAUUUGUGAUGGAUUAAGCAUUUUUUGCAUCAUAUAGCAAAUGAUGGACAACAAAAAUAAAUGGUUCACCCAAAAGUGAAAACUAGCUUCAACCUUUCUCACCUCUCAGUAUCCAGAUGAGUUUGUUUCUCCAUUAGAUUUGGAGAAAUUUCGCUUUAGUAUUAAAGUUAAGAAGUCCUGAUGGAUUUAUUUGCAACUUUUCAUUACACAAGAUGGACUAGAGUAAUGAGGAUUACUUCUGGAUCAUUGUGAUGUUUUUAUCAGCUCUCAUUCUGACGGCACCCAUUCGCCAUUGGGUUAUGAUAAAUACUGACAGAUUUGAACCUACAGAGAGGACAAGAACAUAGUCCACAUGACACCGUCUGUGCAGUGGCAUUCUGGUAUCUCGAAUCCAAUCCAAAUAUUGAUCAUGAGAGCGUCUCUACUUUCACAUUAUCUGCUGGUAUUUACAUCAGUCCUGUCACUGAGCAGGGUGACUGAGGCGCAGACAGUUGCAGCGCCGGUGACAUUCUAUCCGUUUGGCUCAUUGGAAGGAGACACCGUUAAUAUUGCCCCCGAGGAUGGAAACUCCACUCUUAUUGACCUGUGGAGUCCUUUUGUGUUCUUCGGCCACACGUACAACAGGACAUAUGUUAACAAUAACGGACACCUCACAUUCAACCAGUCACAGUUAGUAUUUAACAACUUUCCCAUCAAUGGAAGUGAAGACAUCAUCGCUCCCCUCUGGACCGACGUUGACGUCAGUAUGAACGGCAUCAUCUCGUAUCAGCAGUACUCCAGCGGGAGCGUUCUCACUCGCGCCACUCAGGAUAUCAACCAAUACUUCCCUGAUCUGACCUUCACGGCUACUUGGGUCCUAGUUGCAACCUGGGAUAGGGUUGCGUACUUUUACCACUCCGGCACGGAAACGUCGUUUCAAGUGGUUUUGAUUUCGGGCGGGGAUUUGUCCUUUAUUCUCAUGAAUUACGGUGACAUUGCGGCGGCGUAUAAUACGGUGCAGGCUGGUUAUGACACAAUAAACUCCACGGCCUACUUUAGUAUCCCUGGGUCAAACGACGGGAGUGCUAUUCCCAACCUCAAGAACUCCACUAAUGUCAAUGUUCCAGGACGAUGGGCCUUCAGGGUCGACGGUGGAUCGGAUCAAAACAGAAAAGAAAAUAUCAUAGGACUUCAAAUGAGAGUUUCUUCAUAUUCAGACCUAAGAGAGAGUGGAAAAAUCGAGACCGUUUUAGAGAGAAUACAACAGGAGCUGACCAAGUACGGUCUGCCAAGCAGUCUCAGACUGACCUUAAGAAGAAUCCAAACGAUAUAUCCGUGAUAUCAGCCUCGUACGAGGAAAGAAAUUCAAGUUCAUUAGAUCUCUUUCAUCAAAUAUAUCCCUGCCAUUAAAAGAUAACUUGCAGAGACCUAAAUAUAGCAACAAUCAAAUCAGAUCUAACUGAAAAGGUUAGAAAUAAUAGACAUUUGUGUAAAAACCGGCAUCUGCCGACAGGAAUGUCACUCUGCAGGAAGUUAAAUGUUGAUUUGUUCUCACAUGUAAAAGAUUUGUGACAGGAGUUUAACCUAGAUCUGCAAUAUGUAAAUAAUGGACAUAAACCUGUUAUUCCUCUAUUCCUCAUUCACUAGAAAAUCUAUCACUCACUGUAAUGUGAAGUUUGCUAAAAGAGAUGUUUGGACAGGUACUGUCUGUUCUGGAAAACUGUCUUGUUUAAAACCAGUGAAUCUGAAUAAAACGCUUUUCAUUAUUUUCUACCGUUUUU